AUGUUGGCCACGCCUUCGCCGAUAGGCCACGCCCACGAAACUGAACCUGCCAGAUAUAUAAGAAGAGUACAAAUAGUUUGGGAUCCGUACGGCGAAUCUGUUCGCAACGUGCGCAGAUAUUAUACUCUUCUUUUAUCUAUGGUGCGCAGACUAGCUUAUUGCAAGCAACAGCAAGCAGGAUUCGCCGUGCGCGUUCGUGCAGUGGAGCGAGCCAUUAAAUUAUCAAAUGCUUGUGAUAGUUUGAAAAAUUGCAAUUCAACCAAUGUAGAUCAAUCAUACAUAGAAGUUAAAUAUAGUUCAAAAAUUGUUCAAAAUGAGUACAUUGUUGUUUUCAGUGGUUAUUAUAAAAGUGCUUCUCGUGCUAAAUACAUAAAUGCUGCUUUAAGUUCCACUAAUGUGAAAGACUGGUUAAUUAUAGAACGUAACAAUGCUGCUAGUGAUUAUCCAAGCGAUUUUGAUGUAGUUAAAAUAAAUGAAACUUCUUUACUGGAUGGUCUUAAAGCUUUAAAUAAACAUCCAUCAAUUAAACGAGUUACAUCACAACAUAUGGUGUAUCGGACUCUUAAAUUAGUUACACAAAAAGAAAAUGGGAAAAAGAGCAUAAUUGAGUUAAAUGAGCGCAGUGAAAAUGAUUUGUUUAAUAUAUCUAAAAAAUCGCCACAAAAUGAAACACAAGAACAAGAAAAUGAAUUCAAUAGUGUGAAUGAAGAUGAUUGUUAUGGUGAUAAUUGUCAUUAUAAUAUUUGGAGAAGCAAUAGAAGAGGGAGGUCUAGUUUAGCAUAUAAUAAUUUUUUGAAUAAUCAGGUAAAUCCAGCGAGGCAUAAUGUAAGGAGACUUUUAAGAGCAGCACCACGACAAAUUACUUCAGUAUUGCAAGCAGACAUACUUUGGAAAGCAGGCUUGACUGGAAAAGGCGUGCGAGUGGCAGUGUUUGAUACUGGUCUUUCAUCAUCUCACCCCCAUUUGGCUUCAGUUAUUCGGGAACGCACGGACUGGACGGAUGAUCAUACGCUUGAUGACUCGGUGGGACAUGGCACAUUUGUUGCUGGAAUCAUUGCGGGCUCAGGCAAUGAUUGCGCUGGUUUUGCACAACAGGCGGAUCUAUACGUUUUCAGAGUCUUCACCAAUAAACAAGUUUCAUAUACAUCAUGGUUUCUAGAUGCUUUCAACUAUGCAAUAUUGAAAAAAAUAAAUGUGCUGAAUCUCAGUAUUGGGGGUCCCGAUUUUAUGGACCAUCCAUUUGUGGAUAAAGUGUGGGAGCUAUCUGCAAACAAGGUAAUAAUGGUAAGCGCCAUAGGAAAUGAUGGUCCCUUAUAUGGAACACUUAAUAACCCAGCAGAUCAAAUGGACGUUAUAGGUGUAGGAGGGAUAAAUUUUGAGGAUCAAGUGGCCAAAUUUUCAUCACGCGGUAUGACAACUUGGGAGCUACCACAGGGUUAUGGCAGAAUGAAACCAGACGUUGUUACGUAUGGCACUGGUGUCAGAGGUUCCAGCAUCAAAGGUGGAUGUAGAUCACUGUCUGGUACAAGUGUUGCUUCACCAGUUGUAGCUGGCGCUGUAACAUUGCUUGCAAGUGGUUUUCUUAAAGAUAAUAGAGAUAUAAUAAAUCCAGCAACUAUGAAGCAAGCAUUGGUUUUAUCUGCAAAAAGAUUACGACAUGGGAAUAUGUUUGAGCAGGGGCACGGCAAGUUAAAUUUAGUGAAAGCUUAUCAAUUUCUUAAGAACUAUGUACCUCGGGCAACUCUUAGUCCUAGUUACAUCGAUUUGACCGAAUGUCCUUAUAUGUGGCCCUAUUGCACUCAACCGCUGUAUUACGGCGCCAUGCCUACUAUUGUGAAUGUUACCAUUUUAAAUGGUAUGGGUGUUACCGGCCAAGUGGUGGAAGGACCAACAUGGCAUCCAUACACCUCUCAAAAUGGUCUCAUAUUGAAUAUUUCUCUCACUCAUUCCAAUGUGCUUUGGCCAUGGUCAGGAUGGUUGUCUGUCACAUUUUCCGUAUCUCCUGAAGGAAUUGAUUUUUCGGGACAUUGUCGAGGACAUAUAAGCCUGACUAUUCAAAGUCCACCAGGAAUUGGUGAAAAAUAUCCUAGAAAUAGCACCAUUACGCUUCCAGUUACUGCAAAUGUUAUACCUACGCCCCCAAGACACAAGAGAUUGUUAUGGGAUCAGUUUCAUAGCUUGCGUUAUCCCCCUGGUUAUUUUCCUAAAGACAAUUUGAAGAUAAAAACUGAUCCAUUAGAUUGGAAUGGUGAUCAUAUUCAUACAAAUUUUAAAGAAAUGUAUCAAAGUUUGAGAAAUAAGGGUUACUAUGUUGAAGUUUUAGGGGAGCCCUUCACGUGUUUUAAUGCUUCAAAUUACGGAACAAUGCUGUUAGUUGAUCCAGAGGAAGAAUUUUUUCCAGAAGAAUUAGAAAAACUGCGGAAGGAUGUUGAAAAUGGUUUAUCUCUCGCCAUUUUUGCUGAUUGGUAUAAUGUUUCAGUAAUGAGAAAAGUUCAGUUUUAUGAUGAAAAUACAAGACAAUGGUGGACUCCAGAUACUGGUGGAGCCAACAUUCCCGCAUUAAAUAAUCUCUUAAGUAACUGGAAUGUGACAUUGGGAGACACAGUGUAUCAUGGCUACUUUAAAUUAGGUGAUCAUAAUAUGUAUUAUGCGAGUGGUACUAGUAUUAUUAAUUUUCCAUUGGAUUCAGGAGUAGUUGUAACAAGUUCUUUGAUAGAUCAAGGUCAAGCGGUAUUGUUAUCUGAGAAGUUUAUCAAAGAUGAGACUAAAGAUGUUGCUGUCAUACUAGGUUUAAUGCAGACACAAGUGUUAAAUAGGACCGACUCGAAAACUAACAGUGAUAUCAUCCCAGGAAGACUUGUAGUCUACGGAGAUUCAAGUUGUCUUGAUACAAGUCACAUUGAAAUUCCUUGCUUUUGGCUGUUAGAUGCCAUACUUGAAUACACAACUUCUGGUUACCUGCCGAAUAUCUUUCUAAACAACAUUCCUGAUCAGACACAAGAUUUAUUUGAUAUUUCUUUUGAAAAGCCAACACGCCUGGAAACAUCACGAAUGAAGACCUUCAGCAAAGUUUUAAAAAACUCUAUCUCUUCUGAUGAUAAUUCUGAAGUUUACUCACCAUUACCCACGUGCGCUAGUAGAGUAUGGAAUUUUGCGAAACCAUUAGAUCCGAUCCUGGAGCCGAAUCUCAUAAAGUACAAAAUUUACUAGAGACGACAAUGGUGCAUAUGGAACAGGCUAAAGGUGACAUAAGAAGAAUAUUUUGAUGAAAUGGAAGAUGGUAAUUUUUGGACUUGGCGUGGAUCUAGAGUUGCUUCCAGCAAACAAGAGGGCA
Ctenocephalides felis (cat flea) is the source of this 3334-nucleotide messenger RNA. Its product is annotated as membrane-bound transcription factor site-1 protease-like. Lineage: Eukaryota; Metazoa; Arthropoda; Insecta; Siphonaptera; Pulicidae. The transcript has 19 exons. The coding region runs from base 1 to 3210 and encodes 1069 amino acids. Gene Ontology annotation, biological process: proteolysis. Gene Ontology annotation, molecular function: serine-type endopeptidase activity. Gene Ontology annotation, cellular component: Golgi apparatus. The record is from RefSeq and is a predicted model, not a curated record.